Molecule: messenger RNA, 1287 nt
Organism: Neogale vison (American mink)
Lineage: Eukaryota; Metazoa; Chordata; Mammalia; Carnivora; Mustelidae
Gene: INIP
Product: INTS3 and NABP interacting protein
Exons: 6
Coding region: 328-642 (104 amino acids)
Biological process (GO): DNA repair
Cellular component (GO): nucleoplasm; SOSS complex; nucleus
Source: RefSeq, a predicted model, not a curated record
CUCCCUUCGGUGUACGUCAGGCAGGAGGCGGAAGCGUAGCGGGGGCGGGAAGGUUGUAGAGCCGCGCGUUGGUCUCUGUUUGCAGGUCUCUAAGUGGUCGCGCCCCCUUUGAGAGAGCGAUCGGACGGCAAGGAGGGCCCUGGGUGCUCUCUUGGCCCUGGAUAGCCGCCUCCCCACCUUCCUCACUUCCCUUUCUCGGGAUGCUGUCGGCCGCAGCCCCCGCCCGGCCUGCGCUCCACGCCCUCCUGCAAGGACCCUUUGAGAAGCAGGGGACUGUAAAGUGCUGACCAGUUGCCACUGAGCAUAGCUGAAACAAAAUAGGAAGAUAUGGCAGCAAACCCUUCAGGACAAGGUUUUCAAAACAAAAACAGAGUUGCAAUCUUGGCAGAACUGGACAAAGAGAAGAGAAAAUUACUAAUGCAAAACCAAUCGUCAACUAAUCAUCCUGGGGCGAGCAUCGCACUCUCGAGACCCUCUCUUAAUAAGGACUUCCGGGAUCACGCCGAGCAGCAGCAUAUCGCAGCCCAGCAGAAGGCAGCUCUGCAGCACGCACACGCACACUCAUCUGGAUACUUCAUAACUCAAGACUCUGCCUUUGGGAACCUCAUUCUUCCUGUCUUACCUCGCCUUGACCCAGAAUGAAGAAAAGAUUUGUCAAAAGUGACUAUAAUAUCAGAUGCCAAAGCUACUAUCAUUUAGUGCUAUACAAACUGUGACUUUCAGAAUUUUUGGUGAACUUCUAUACUUUUUUGCUUCUUUAAAAGAAAGGCAUGUGUAUGUCAAAGCAGAAAAGGAGGGUCACCAGGAGGAUGAGAGUUUUGGAAGCCGUAUUAUCUAAGGAACUGAUGAUGCUACUUGUGACUGUUUUGGAACACAGUUUGAUUUUUGAACCCAAAUCAGACUCUGAAUUGGAUGGUCACAUAAAUUCACCCCCCACCCCCCAACUAGGUGGAUUGAAUAUAUCAUUGUCCGCAGUAGACUUUCAUGAAUAGUACUUAACUUUAAAGAAAUGAGGGUGCUUUUAAAAAUGUGAACCAGUAGGCUUAAAUGAUUUACAUUCAUAUUUGGUGUUUAUAGAAUUGCUAUCAGUGUACCUUUUGUGUUUAUAGUCAACUUGUCAUUCUUAAAUAUUCUUUAACUCAUGACUAACUCCUUUAUUCUCCAUUUUCAAAGAAAAUCUAAGAGUAAGUUACCAACCAGUCUUUAACAUCUUUUAUAAAUCUAUGCUACUAUAAAUUAUGUGACUAAAUGUGAUUAAAAACAAUGAUAAGAAAUUUGAUUUAAAAA